AUGACUUCCAAAAAGCAGCGGAAUGCUAAACGACCCACGCUUCUCUCUCGCACUCGCCCACCAACUAUACGAAAGAGCGCUCCAGCAUUAUCCUCAAAGGCAACCAGGAACCUCAUACGCUCCCAUCACACUCUCCUCAAACUUCACGCCCAAGCAUUGCGAUCCGGCGACAAAGCUCUAGCCGAUAAACUCGACGCGCAGAUUCAACAAAAUGGCGGGUUAGAGAGUUACCAGCUCGCAAGCAAAAUCGGACAAUCCCUGGAACGCGGGGGCGACUCGAGUAAAGUCCUCAUUGACUGGAUUAAUCCGCAACUGGGUGCUUUAAAGGACAGGCCCUUUAAGCUUCGGGUCCUGGAAGUUGGUGCCCUAAGCACUAAAAACGCCUGUUCUCAGAAUGAGGGUCUGGAUGUGACGAGAAUCGAUCUGAACUCGCAGGAGCCUGGGAUAUUGAAACAGGAUUUCAUGGAAAGGCGCCUUCCAUCUAGUGAUGACGACCGAUUUCACAUCAUCAGCCUCUCCUUGGUGCUGAAUUAUGUUCCCGACCCUGUCGGUCGAGGCGAGAUGCUGAAACGAUGUGUCACUUUUUUGACCAAGGCACCACUACUGCCCGACUCCUCUGUGUCUUUUAUGCCCAGCUUAUUCCUGGUGCUUCCCUUACCUUGCGUUUCCAAUUCGCGAUACCUUACAGAGCAGAGGCUACAUGAUAUCCUAUCCAGUCUUGGGUUUUCUCUUGUUGAAAGCAAGCAAACAACAAAAUUAAUAUUUCAGCUUUGGGAAUAUAGCGGCAAACGCGAACCCAAGCAGUUCAAGAAAGAGAUGCUAAAUCCCGGCAAAACGAGAAAUAAUUUUGCAAUAGUUAUAAAAAACGAUAAGGCAACAAAACAAUCAUGA
This is a messenger RNA of Aspergillus ochraceoroseus IBT 24754, 891 nucleotides long. RefSeq names its product 25S rRNA (adenine2142-N1)-methyltransferase. Gene Ontology annotation, cellular component: nucleolus. The transcript has a single exon. NCBI's taxonomy places the organism in Eukaryota, Fungi, Ascomycota, Eurotiomycetes, Eurotiales, Aspergillaceae. The record is from RefSeq and is a predicted model, not a curated record. Bases 1 to 891 code for a protein of 296 amino acids. Gene Ontology annotation, molecular function: rRNA (adenine) methyltransferase activity.